AUGUCAAAGCAGGCAGCGGAGGAGUUUAAAGAAAAUGGUAAUCGUUAUUUUCAGCAACACAAGUAUGAGGACGCUAUUGGUUUUUAUAACAGAGCAAUUAUCAACAACCCAAAUAGUCCUACUUACUUUACUAACCGUGCUCUGUGCUUCAUGCAAAUGAUGCAGUGGGAAAAAGUUAUGGAUGAUUGCAGGAAAGCUUUAGAACUGGACAGAAAAAAUGUUAAGGCCAAUUAUCUGUUGGGUCGUGCCUGUCUGCAAAUGGGGCAGUGUGAAGAAGCAGUUAAAGUACUCAUGCGAGCGAAUGAUCUGGCAAUUAAUCAGAAAAUUAACUUUGGUGAUGCGAUUACGGCGCAGCUUCGUGCUGCAAAAAGGGAUCAGUUUCGUAAAGAAGAAGAAAGAAGGAUUAGUCAGGAGAUUGAAUUGCAAACAUAUCUAAACAGUUUAAUGGAUCAAGAUUUGGAGAGGCGGCUGUCCGCACUGCGAGAAAAGUGGUCAGAAGUCAGGACGGAAGGUUCGGAAGAUGGACAAAUGAAAGAUGGCGAGACUUUACAAAAUGAGGAGGAGUCAGUUACCGCAGAAAUACAGACCAAAAAGGACAUGUUGGGAAGUCUUUUCGCGCAGGUUGAUGAUCGGCGCAAAAAGCGAGAAGUCCCUGAUUAUUUGUGUGGUAAAAUCAGUUUCGAAAUUUUGCGUGAACCGGUUAUAACGCCUAGUGGUAUCACUUACGACCGGGCAGAUAUAAAGGAACAUUUGCAAAGGGUUGGUCAUUUUGAUCCCGUCACUGGAGUAGUCGAUCAUUUCUUGUCAGAAAAUCAAUGGGCGAUUGACGCAUAA
Molecule: messenger RNA, 834 nt
Organism: Enterobius vermicularis (human pinworm)
Lineage: Eukaryota; Metazoa; Nematoda; Chromadorea; Rhabditida; Oxyuridae
Source: the annotation of a GenBank genome assembly